CGUCCGUCACCGUCAAGGCUGGUCGCGGGUAGAAAAAGGAGAAGAGAUCUCCGUUGCCGCCGAGCCAAACGCAGGAGAGAGAAGGAGCCCGCGGGAGAGGAGCUUGUUGCUACCGCUGCCAUGGCUUCCUUGCCGUCGCCGUGGUUAGGUAGUCACCAGAGGGAGCCGUCGUUGUCAGCGCCGCCAUCGGGGUUACCGCCGCUUCUGCCGCCGGAGAACACCUCUGCCGCCACCGAGAUCUACCGCCGUCGCCGUUGCCAGAGUUCUGGUCGCCGCUGCCGUUCGAGGUGGCUGCCGGAGCUGCCGCCAAACCGGUUCAGCGACCGCCGCUGUUUCAUUUUCUUAGUUCGGUUAAGAGAAACGGUUUUGUUGGCGCGUUUUGAGUUAUGGUUUCGACGAGUCGAGCUUUACCUUUUCAGGAACCGGAAGAAGCGUUAUGAAGAGUUACACUACGUUUGGCUUAUAUGUUGUUGUAUUCAUUAGAUUAUUUUUCUUCCCUCGUUUUUGUUAUUACAAGUUUGUAAGAGGGAUAGGAAUUGUAUGUUUUAUAUGUAUAAUAUAAAGUUAUUAUGUAAGGAGUCUUGUAUAUGAAUCUAUGCCUGCUUGUUUAUUUUAGAUGAAGUAUGUAUUUCCGAUUUAUAAAGUGAUCAGCGAUACAAUGUCGA
Molecule: messenger RNA, 665 nt
Organism: Arachis ipaensis
Lineage: Eukaryota; Viridiplantae; Streptophyta; Magnoliopsida; Fabales; Fabaceae
Source: RefSeq, a predicted model, not a curated record